GAUGACUGAAGAAAGCUGCAGCUUAGAGUCAAAGGAAACGCGUCUCCCUCUGUGUGAUAUGACUAAUGUUACAAGCAAAAGAGGACUAUCUUCCAUUUUGAGUGAUUUUCUUUUGAAAUCUGGAGACGAUUCUGGUAAGACCAUUGUUAGUGAAGGCUCAGGAGUUAAGUUUUCAAAGAGGUUGUGUUUAGUUGUUGACGACUUGGUCAAGGAGAGUACUAGGACUAGUACCGAUACAAACGAUGGCUCUUCACUUGUUGUUGAUGCUGAUUCUGAGAAUUUAAAAGAGUCUCAAGGUGAAACCAAUGCGGUUGAUAUUGGAGUUGGUGAUGCUGUGGUGGAACUUAGUCAAAGAGAGUGUGGUAAGGACUCGAACAUGGCUGACUUUGCAAGUCAAACCGAUGAAGACUUGAAGGAGACUUUGUACAGUAGCAGCAAUAAAGAAAGUGAUGAAGGAACGGGCUUGUUGCCUGUUGACUGUAUGGAGAUUGUAAACCACGAUAUGGAAGCUGAUGAUGAGCUUAGAUCUUGCUCUUGUUCUUUUUGCCUCAAAGCUGCAUAUAUCUGGUCAGAUCUCAACUACCAGGAUAUCAAAGGUCGAUUAUCUGUGCUGAAGAAGAGCCAGAAAGAAACUAGUAACUUGAUCCGAAGGAAUGGUAAUGAAGGAGAGCCAACGGAUGUAGAAUUUGAUGUCAUGGGUCAAUGGACAUCUCUCUUUCUUAACAUGGAUGGGAUCUUGGCUCGUGAAGGCAGACACCUUCAGGAUAGCUUUGUAGCUAUGAAAGAGCUUAGAGAAAAUUGCAAGAUUGAUCUGGAGAGGGCGAUGAAAACACCUCAACACAACAACACUUAG
Molecule: messenger RNA, 853 nt
Organism: Eruca vesicaria subsp. sativa (arugula)
Lineage: Eukaryota; Viridiplantae; Streptophyta; Magnoliopsida; Brassicales; Brassicaceae
Source: the annotation of a GenBank genome assembly